Molecule: messenger RNA, 1871 nt
Organism: Leptinotarsa decemlineata (Colorado potato beetle)
Lineage: Eukaryota; Metazoa; Arthropoda; Insecta; Coleoptera; Chrysomelidae
Gene: Edc3
Product: Enhancer of mRNA-decapping protein 3
Biological process (GO): deadenylation-independent decapping of nuclear-transcribed mRNA; P-body assembly; proteolysis
Cellular component (GO): P-body
Molecular function (GO): cysteine-type endopeptidase activity; mRNA binding
Source: RefSeq, a predicted model, not a curated record
UAUACUAAAAUAGAUCAAUGGGAAGACAAAUCCACAAACAAAGUAGAUAAACAAUAAAAAAAAGUACUAUUCGCUAUACCAGUUCUAGUUUUCAGUGAGCAGCUGUUCUAUGUUUAUUAUAUUAAUAAGUGGGAAAAAGAAAGUUUAAAAAUAGGGCCCACAAGAAUUAGAAAGUUCAAAAGGAGUUAAGUGAAACCAUACUCUAUAAUAUUUAUAACUGUAUUUGUAUAUACUUUUUGCAUUAUUUCUGAAACGUUGUGCUAAAUUAUUUAUAAAAAAUGGCACAGUGGAUUGGAUAUAUGGUUUCCAUAAGAUGUGCCAAUAAUCUUGGCACUUUCCAAGGAGAAAUUCUUUCUGCCACAAACUCUGUCAUUACUUUGACAAAGGCGUUUUGUGAAGGCUUUCCUUGUAAAGAAAGUGAAGUUCAAAUAAGAGCCAACAAUAUUAUUGACUUGAAACUUAUAGAUAAACAAACAGAUAACUCCGAAGCAGAACGCAGCACUGUUACUAUAGCGAAACCAAUAGCUAAAAGAGCUGGAAGAACACACAGCACUUCAGAUGUUCACAAUGCAAGUUUCAACAAGCUUUCAAAUUCAAAUGGAGGACAUGUCCAUAACAAAACGAAACCCAUUGACAUUGAGAUCAACAACAAGCCUUCUAGCGAAUCUUUGUCUGGUUCUUACAAGAACAACACCCCGAACAAGAGAGACAAAGGCAAAGGAAAAUGGAUAAAGGGGUGGAAAGACGAAGAAUGCUUUGGUUCCCCUCUGGACCAAAGCAACAUCAAUAAAGAUUUUGAUUUCGAGAAGAAUUUGGCACUCUUCAAUAAACAAGCUAUCUGGGAUGAAAUCAAUUCGCAAAGACCGGACUUGGUGAAACCUGGUGACAAUAAGAAGCCAACAAAGUACAGGCACGAUGAGAAUGUGAUAGCGACUUUACCAACGACGUAUCGUCAGAUAACAGUACCUAGGCAAGAUUUUUGUGAGUAUGUUACUGAUGAUGGUCUGAUUAUACCAAGUAUAUCAAGACCAUUAAGGAAGAAGUUGUGGGAAGUGGCAGAUCGAGUAGGGCUCUCUAGUGAGAAACGAAUUGAGUUGAUCGGCAGAGCUGCUACUGAAAUAUCAAUACAGCUUCUUGGGGGUGGUCACAGGUUAAACCCCCAUAAUACCCAUCAGUGGCCAACAGUGGUUGUAUUAUGUGGUCCACACAGACAAGGAGCAAUGGGAGUUAACACUGCCCGACAACUUGCCAGUCACGGGGUUGAGACCAUCGUCUAUACAGUCUCUAUGGACGCCCCCAUUAUGAAAAAAGAAGUCUCCCUCUACAUGCUCACGAAAAACAGGGUUCUGAACCAGGUCUCCGAUCUGCCCAACGUCCCCGACUUGAUAAUCGUCGCCCUCUGCGAAGACACGGAACACCCCAAACACUACCCUCUUCUGGCCGAAUGGGUAAGGAAGAACAAAGCGCCUGUUUUGGCGCUGGAUCCCCCUACAGCCGGAACUCCUGGCAUUACUCCAAAGUUUUCAUUGUUACCUGUCUUGCCACUGCCUCAUUCGUCCAAUAACGGGAAGUUGUACCUUUGCAAUUUGGGUUUUCCUGUCGACAUUUUCAAUGAGGUCGGCAUCAAGUACAAAUCACCAUUCGGACCGAAGUUUGUCAUACCCCUGCAUCCGAGGGACGAAUGACUUUCUGAAGGAAUUUCAUAGUUAUUUUGACGAUAACCAUAACAAGGAUCAUGCAGUGAGCUAAUUCAAUUUUAAUUUCUUUUUUUUCAAAUCGCCUCUUUGAGCCCAUUAUAUCUGUUACAGAAUAAAAAAUGAGAAAUUAUUUUGUAAGGGAACAGAUAAUAUACUUAUACCUCUUUCAUUAAA